Laetiporus sulphureus 93-53 is the source of this 372-nucleotide messenger RNA. RefSeq lists its product as uncharacterized. NCBI's taxonomy places the organism in Eukaryota, Fungi, Basidiomycota, Agaricomycetes, Polyporales, Laetiporaceae. The coding region runs from base 1 to 372 and encodes 123 amino acids. The record is from RefSeq and is a predicted model, not a curated record. The transcript has a single exon.
AUGCUCUAUGCCCCGCUGAGUGAGCGCCAGCGCGAAGUGUACGAUGCCAUCGUCAAGGGCGGCCUACGUGCACUUUUGGAAGCCAGCCAACGGAAGGAGUGCAAAGGCAAGGUGGCUUCGCUCAAGGCCAUCGCAAACGACGAGGAAGAGGAAGUCCCCCUUUAUGUUCAAACCAAAGCAAAAGCACGGCCGCGGACUCGCCGGAGUAAACGGAGGAACUACGGCGUUGACGAAGAUGACGACGAGUACUCCGUGAAGCCUCAAUCCGGAGUGCUCCAUGGAGCCAAGCAGAAUGAACGAGUGCAAAGUGCAGAGGAGAUUGGACGAGAGUGGCGGUAUAAAAUUACCCGUAUCUCCAAUUGUUUGCACUAA